This is a messenger RNA of Pochonia chlamydosporia 170, 450 nucleotides long. RefSeq names its product ankyrin repeat-containing domain-containing protein. The record is from RefSeq and is a predicted model, not a curated record. The coding region runs from base 1 to 450 and encodes 149 amino acids. NCBI's taxonomy places the organism in Eukaryota, Fungi, Ascomycota, Sordariomycetes, Hypocreales, Clavicipitaceae. The transcript is spliced from 3 exons. Gene Ontology annotation, molecular function: protein binding.
AUGGACGGUGCAGACAACUCACUUCCACCAGAGGCCCUCGCCUUGGCCGCGCGCAUGUAUAAUGCAGCAAGAGCCGGAGACCUGGCUACAUUUCAACAAGCUCUUCCUGCUGGUUUGCCGGCCAACAUGACAAAUGAAAAGGGCGAUACGUUGCUCAUGCUCGCCGCCUAUUAUGGCCAUGCGGAUUUAGUCAAGCUACUUAUUCAACACGGUGCUGAUCCUAACCGUCUUAACGACAAGAAUCAGAGCCCGUUGGCUGGGGCUGUGUUUAAGAAGGAGGAUGCGGUCAUCGAGGUUUUAUUAGAGGGUGGUGCGGAUCCUGAACAUGGAAAUCCAAAUGCUAUGCAGUGUGUAGCUAUGUUUAAGCAAGAGGAGGCGUGGAUGGCCAAAUUUGAGGCCGCAACUGGACGAGGAAAGGCGAGGGAGUCUGGGCAAGGUCCGUCAUUGUAG